Anopheles darlingi is the source of this 1012-nucleotide messenger RNA. RefSeq names its product clavesin-2-like. Gene Ontology annotation, cellular component: membrane. The record is from RefSeq and is a predicted model, not a curated record. Bases 1 to 954 code for a protein of 317 amino acids. Gene Ontology annotation, molecular function: phosphatidylinositol bisphosphate binding. The transcript is spliced from 2 exons. Lineage: Eukaryota; Metazoa; Arthropoda; Insecta; Diptera; Culicidae.
AUGUCUAAAGUUGCAGCCUUCUCCGUCGACAAGGAUGUGCAGGAGUACGACGAGUACACGUUCACGCUUCCCGAGCUGUACCGUGAGCUGGCCAAGGAGGAGCUGCGUGAAGACGAUGCAGUUCGUGAGCGAUCUCUGACUGAGAUGCGCCAAUGGAUCGCGAACAAUUCGUAUAUCCGUAAGUGUCGUAUGGAUGCCAAGUUUCUGCUCCGAUUCCUGCGCGCCAAGAAGUUCUCGGUUCCGAUGGCGUGUGAAGCGCUCGAACGCUACCUGAUGAUGCGCGAGAUGUACCCAGGUUGGUUCAAAGGCCUGGACAGCAGCGUCGCGGUAAUGAAGGAACUGUACAUGGACGGUGGUGUUUCGAUACUGGGACAGGACAGUCUCGGCCGCACGGUGGUUUUCUUCCGGAUAGGACUCUUCGAAGCGGAAAAGCUCGUUCCACCACAAGGUGGCAAAUUCAUCGCACUACUGAUUGAGUCGAUGCUCGAGUGGGAAGAGGUUCAGAUCGGUGGACUGCAAGUGAUGGUUGACUACACCGAUAUGGAUAUGAAGAUAUUCGAAAAAUGGAGUUCCUCGGAGCUGCAAAUCAUCAUGAACGCGUAUACUCUUUCCUAUCCGGUGCGCUACAAUGAUACGCAUGCAGCCAAGCUCCCCAAGAAGGCGGUACCGAUUAUCGAACAGAUUCUUUCCUUUGCGGAUCCCAAGAUUCGCGAGCGAAUUAAUUGCUAUGCUACUGUGGCGGAAAUGCAGAAGCACUUCGAUCCCAUGUUAACCCCAAAGGGAUACGGAGGGGAGAUCGACUUGGAUGCGCUGAACCGGAAGAUGUGGGCCCGCAUCGAACAGCAGCACGAUGUUUUGAUGGGCAUGGAUGAUAUGGAGAUCGAUAUGGAUCACUACACACCGAUCUGGGAUGAACUGCUCGCCAAUGUACCGACACAAGUACCUUUACAUUAAACAGACGUAUGUAGUUCUUUGGGUGUUGGGUUAUAUGAAAUGAAUAAAAGAAUAAAAG